AUGGUUGAAGAAGAAUUUUGGUUUGGUGCAAAUUUUAGUGCAACGCUAGAUAUGACUUCAUGGGAGAUGAAAGACGAAUGUCUUGAUUUCUUUUCUAUGAAUUUGAAAAUUGUAAUUUUGAAUUUUGAUGAAUCUGAAAAUGAUAGUGUUCUACAAGGAAGAAAAAGAAGGGCCUAUGUGAAAAACAUGGGAUAUGAAAAAGGUGUGAAAAAAGGAUUAGCUCUAUUUCUAACGUACAUGAAUUACUGGAAGCAUCCUUAUUAUAAAAACCUGGAAUAUGAUAAAAAAAUAUUUUUAACAAAGAAAUUGGGUGGAAGUGUAAUCAGCGAUGAAUCUGAUUUUGGUUGGCCUUCAGAUAUAGUUCGAACUAUAGUUUUAGUUGGAAAAACUGGUAAUGGAAAAAGUGCCACGGGGAACAGCAUCCUUCAACGUAAGGAAUUUAGGUCGACUCCUUCAUCUUAUUCUGUUACCCGUACUAGUGAGCUGAAGACAUUGUUAAUGGAAGAUGGCCGGAGGUUGAAUGUCAUUGACACUCCAGGUUUGCUAGAUAUUUCUGUUGACGCUGAAUCUAUUGCAAAAGAAAUUAUUAAGUGCGUUGAUAUGGCAAUCGAUGGUAUUCAUGCUUUUCUUUUCGUUCUGUCUGUCCGGAUUCGCUUUUCAAGAGAAUAAGAAUAUGCUUUUAAGUGCUUGUUCGAAUUGUUCGGUAGCAAAAUUAGUGACCAUAUGAUAGUAGUUUUCACUGGUGGAGAUAAAAUUGACUACCCGGAUAACUAUCUGCAUGGCUGCCCAGAGCCUAUGAAGGUUAUUCUUGAAAUGUGUGGGAAUCGUCGGGUGCUCUUUGAUAACAAGACAGUAGAUAACUGGAUGAAAUCUGAACAAAUGACGGAUCUUCUUUACCUUGUAAAUGAGGUCGUAGAUAAAAAUUCUGGAAAGCCAUAUACAAAUGAGCUUUUUCUUAAAUUUCAGGUCUCAAGGCUAAAGGAGACCACUGAUGCUCUUGAAAAGCGGUUGUCUGAAGAGACAGCUUCAAGUAGGAAUAAGCUGAAGGAGACCACUGAUGCUCUUGAAAUGCAAUUGUCCGAAGAGAAAGCUGCAAGGAGGAAUACUGAGAACUAAGUACUUAAGCUGGUGGAGAAGUUAGAGGAGU
Molecule: messenger RNA, 1147 nt
Organism: Olea europaea var. sylvestris
Lineage: Eukaryota; Viridiplantae; Streptophyta; Magnoliopsida; Lamiales; Oleaceae
Product: immune-associated nucleotide-binding protein 1-like
Exons: 7
Molecular function (GO): GTP binding
Source: RefSeq, a predicted model, not a curated record